UAUUUCUAUUGGAAAUGUCAAUAGUAGUAACAAUGAAGUUUAACAAUGAAUAACAAUAUUAGCAAUGAAUAAAUAGCAAUGAAUGUUUAGCAAUUCAUUAAAUGACUUUCCCAAAAUGACUGUGCUAGUUUCCACCACUGUCGCUAACAGAAAUAAAUAAGGCACAUAGCAACGUUGAAUUUUUAAUGCAACAUCUCCCCCGCUAAGCAAGUCCUUGUGGCCAUUCAAAUGUUGUAGUUCUCCAUAACCACAGCAGCUAGAAACCCUCAGCUCUGGGAUCAGCUCUGCUGCUGCUGGGAUUAAAACACUAAGGGACAAACUUUCACUUUUUUUCCCUUCAAAUUAAGGAUCCACAGUUGUCAGUAAUGCUUUCUAGCAAACCACUGAUGACUUGAAAGAAUUGGAAACGCAACGGUUUUCAUUAUACUGAAAACAACCACAGCACAAGAUUGGUGAAAACUGGUCACCAAUGGCAACCAAAGGGUAUCAUUAUGCAUUUUUCUAAAGAGGGUAAACAGUGGUGGGAUCCAUAUGAAACAUCAAACAGAAGACAAUUCAUCUGCCAUCCAAAGCCGGCAGCAGAGAUUCUGGUGUGCCCAACGUCAACUUCAUUUGUAGACUCCUCUUCAAAGUCUGGACCUUUUGGGUCACCGGUGUACAACAGGGAGUUUUGCUGGAAGCCGCCCUGUAAACCUGAAUACAUUCGCACAGGAACGGCUUCGGGGCAGAGGAGAAACAACCCGCACCCCAGUCAGUCUUUCAUGAAGUGGAGCCUGCCUCGGGAUGCCGCACAAAGCUCUGAGUAUGUUGGCUUCCCUUGGGAAUGUCACCCAUCUGAAGGGGAGAUCCGUAUGGCUUUGACAGCACAGUACAACUCCAUCUACAGAUGUGACUACACGGGCAUGCCUCAAGGACACAAUCAUCGUAAUAACGUAGAAGGUAGAAAUGCACCUCGGCAAAGCAAACGGGAGGUUCCACUUCCUGCUGAUACCGAGAUGAGAGAGAAAUAUCGCCCGCCAAAGCAAAAGCCUGGGCUGCUGUGGAAGUCCUCUCCUUACAGCUGCACAGAUCCUAGCAUGGGAUGUUGUGGUAUAGUUCCCACUGUGGUGCAGAGACACGCUCAGCAGAAAAGAUCACAUUUGACAAACUAUGACAGGUUUUGUGGAAAGACAGACACAAAUGUCCCAAAUAUGAUCAAGUCUCUGCUGCCCCAGGAGUUGCAGCACUUGAACAGAACUUUACCUAAGGAUGAAAAGGAAGCUUUAAAACAAAUCAUGAAUAGCGAUGCUAAUCCAAACAAUGGGGAUAAAGUGAUCAAACUCCCACCAGUUGAGCUUCAUUCCUGCUCACCAAAAGGGAUAUCAAGUUGGCCAGGACCCUUCUGAAUCUUAUUGCUUAUGAUAGUUUAUUUAUAUGUCUUUUUGUUUUAUGCUAGGGAUGCAAACUGUAAUAAACUUCAAUGGUGCACUCAGCAGAAUGCAGAUUCCCACAAGUGUGUCUGCAACAACCACUGCCGAUAUUAAUAGUGGUCUUUCUGAAUUUAUUAGACUUC
Molecule: messenger RNA, 1552 nt
Organism: Pungitius pungitius (ninespine stickleback)
Lineage: Eukaryota; Metazoa; Chordata; Actinopteri; Perciformes; Gasterosteidae
Product: testis-expressed protein 26-like
Exons: 7
Coding region: 492-1385 (297 amino acids)
Cellular component (GO): cytoplasm
Source: RefSeq, a predicted model, not a curated record